AAACAAGCAGAAGAUGCCAGCAAUUAAGCGUAGAAGAUUAGCAACAAUUAUGCUAAUUUUGUUCUAUAUCAGCAUGGAACAUGGAAUAUUCACGGUAGCCACAGCAUCAAAAGUCAAAACGAAAACAAAAAGUAAAUCCUUAACGACGGCUGCUGGAGGAGGAGGUGGAGGAGGCGUAGCAGGAGCAACAUCGGCAUCCGCAUUAGUGUCAGCUUCCGGAAAAUUAGCCGAAAAUAAAAUGGCCAAUAUAAAUGGUCAUCUCUUGGACAUGACAAGCUCGACACUGUCCUUGUCAAUGAAAAAGUUUGCAAAUUUACAUAGUCUGACAGCGGGUGGUGGCGGCGGUGAUGGUGUCGAUGUGGUGGCAAUUCAAAGUCCUGCCAAUUUUGCUGCAGAAGCCGCGAAUAGACACCAUCCACGCUCUAAACAAAGGCCAUUGUUGAGCAUGAACGAGAAGAGCCAGCCACAAACAUCAAAACGCACAUUGCGUCAAAUUUAUGAAGCCAAUGAUGUAAGGCAAGACUUGGCUUUGUAUGACACUCGUAGACAGCAGGAGCAGGAGGAUAAACAAAAGUUUCCCAAUGCCAAUGAUUUAUCAUCGAAACAUAGACGAAGGCAGACGGAUAAAUUUCCCAAAAAGUUUCGCUUAUUGAGAGAUGUUAUGCAUGUAGAAGAGCAGCCUAUGGGCGAUGUGAUUGCUCUGCAGCAUACCGAGGUAGAUGAGGAGGAGAAUGAUGAGAACCGCCUACCUUUGAAUCUACAACAGCUUCAUGAUGUUCGAAAUAUCUCCAAACAUGGGAAAAUUUCAAAAAUUCGAGCCUACAAUAAUUUGCAUGUUUUCUUUAAGCCCACGGCCAUGGGAGCCCUGGGGGGGAAUACCCAUUCCAGCAGCACCAACUCGCCCCAUAGCAUUAAGACAACCAUAGCCGCCAUCUCCACAACUAUCGCUCCCCCCAAGAUCACCACAUUUGCUUCUCACGUUUUUGGUUUAUCACAUACCACGGUGGCACCCACAGCUUAUAAAACUCACAAAGUGCAUGAAAUGAAGAUGGCGGAAAAUCUGCUGGACUCGGUGGACCCAAGUUAUCAUCAUCAUCAUCAUGGCGAGAAUGCAAAUGCAGAACCUUUAAUUUCGCUAUUGGGUAGAAGGCCGCCUAUUGCCAAGGAGAGCAUUGAUUUGGAUAUGAACGAUAUAAAGGAGGAGAGGGUCAACGCAAAGGCAACAACCAGCAACCAAGACAAAAGCCUCAAUGGCUUGGCUCAUGGCAAGGAUAAUGAAAAAGAUGCCAUAAAAGCAGCGAUAAUAGGUGAAGUGGGUGACUAUCAGCUGGCAGAGGAUCAGGGUAAGGAUGCUGGUGAAGAAGAGCUAGAUGAGGACGAGCAUGAUGGUGAUGAGGAUGUUGGGGCAGCUGCUAACAAUGCCGAUGUGGAUGAUAUCAAUGGUUUUGAUGCCAGCGAGGAUAGUGAGGAUGAGGACCCAGACGAUGAUGAUGAUGAUGAUGAUGACGUCGAUGGAGAUGGAGAUGACCAGCAGCAGGUUUUGGACGAUGAUGAUGAUGAUAAUGGCAACAAUGAAAAUGAUGGCAUGGAGGAUACCAUCAACCAGGAUGAUGAAAAUACCACCCCUCUUAAGCAACCAGACAACAAUGCCUUGCAACAGGAAUCAGAAGCAAAUGGCCACGAUACCAAUGAUGAUGAUGGUGAUGAUGGCGAAGUGACAGAUGAUGUCUUCGACAAUGACUACAGUGACACCGAUGAUGUCUUCUCCGAUUUGUCGGCCUAUCAGAAUGAUGAGGACAAUGCUGACACUGACGAUGGUGAUGACGAUGGCGAUGGCGAUGCCAAUGAUGCUGAUGAUGAAGAUGUUGUCGAUGAAGACCAAGUCAAUGCUGCAGAUGAUGAGGGUGAUGAUGACACCACCACUUCAAGUCCAUUAUUGGGCCAUAAAAAAUUCAUUGCCAACACCGAAGAUGAUGCAUCCUCCGAUAGCCGACCAGGCAAACGUCCCUAUAACAAUUUCACUGAAACCUACAUCAAGGAUAAGAAAAAUGAAUUGUCAUUGGAUAAUUAUCUAAGGAAAACACUACCCAUGUCGUCGGUGGUGGUUAUGGAUCCACCUCCUAUGCCCACACCUCCCUCGGUGGAGGUGCUGAAAUCAGAGCUCAAUAUACCCAUAACAAAAAUCGAUCAAAGUCUUUUGGUGGAUUUUCAUGUGAAUGCCAAAAAUCAUUCCAUGUCCUUGGAGGAACAGGAUUUGGAUUUUCUGGCCAACAAUCUGUUGAAAAGUGCCAACAACAAUAAUGAUACCCUUACUUUGGAAUCCACCAAAGAUUAUCCCUCCAUAGAUGAUCCCAACCAGGAGCCUCAAAUAUCGGCCAGCACCAGUGUUGGUGGCAUCAAUCUGGAACAUCAACCCCAAGGCUCUAUGUAUGAAAAGGAGGAAAUUAAUUUCAACGACUCCGAUGAUUCAGCCACUCUGUCCAAAGAUCUUACCAUGGAAGAUGAUGGUUAUGGCACCAGUGAUAAUGCCCAUGCCAAUGGCUUCCCAUUGACUGAUGCUGAAACGGAUAAUGAUUCGGAGAUUGACACCUUGGGUGUAGACAUUGCAGCCGACUCUGAAUCGGAGGAUUCCAAUCCAUUUCUCGAAGGUGUGGUGGAUGCUGCCAAUGCCGAUGAAAUCUAUGAUUGGGAUGAGAUAUCCCGCAGCAAUCGUCGCAAUUUGAUGAGAGGUCGUGAUGUGGUUACCAAAUUUUUGCAAAUCGUUGAAACUCAACACUCUUUGGGUUCCAACUGUGAGGCGGGAACUUCAUUGAAUUUAGGCGAAGGUGUUGUCGACCGCUAUGCUCAGGAUCGUUUUCGCAUUGAGGCUGAGGUAGCGGUGAAUCGAGCGAAUAUGUUGACCAGAAUUUUUAAAAUGACUUCAUCAGCAACUCAGGCAGAAAUAAAUCUACUCCAUGCAUCCGUGUUGUCCAUGGUCGAAUUCGAUGAUGACAUUUUUGCUGCUGGCCAUUGUUUCGAUUGGAACGAGCACCCAUCGCAGGCGGGACUUUUUUGUCCGUUUGCCUAUCGAUUGCCACCACCCGAUUUGGGUGCCAUAUUGGCCAAAGAUUUAGCCAUGGAAUAUCAUUAUUUGGGCAAUACAUCAGAAUGGUUUUUUCAGGCGCGUAAAAAUGCUGAAAAAGUGAUAGCCAGAAAUGAGCAGUACUUAAAAGCCUUUCACCUCUACUCGAACAAGACAGAUGAGCGUAUUGAGGACGACACCUUGGCGGUGAAAUAUGAGGAUGGUCGCUGGUCUAAGCCCUACUACGAUUGUGGGGGUGGCAAUAUUUGGAUGUUGACCUAUACGGUGCCCUUUUUCGGCUAUGAAAAUGCCACUUAUCAUUUCAAGGGAACUUCAGGCAUUGAUAUUGAUUUGCGGCGUGUAGACAUAGAUCAGUGUCCACAACGAAACAUUCCCGGUUCUACGAAGCCACUUAACAUUUUCGCCGGCACCGAUAAGUGUAAGCAGCGCACAACCAUGUGUGAGGCCAUUCAAGGCUUAGGCUUUCGACGGGGCUCCUAUAAAUGCGUUUGCCGCAAAGGCUAUUAUUUCCCGGACACAACAAGUCAUCACAAAUAUUUCAAUGGCAGUCUACUCGAGGAGGAAUAUGAAAAGCUAAUGUUGGGCAAAAAUUCCACCUACAAUAUCUUGAACGAAUAUGAAUGUUUACCCUGUGCCGAGGGUUGUGAUUCCUGUGAAGAUAGUUCGCCCUGCAUAGCAGCGCUCAACUGGCCAAUGCGUACGAGCAUUUUGGUUCUGGCCUGCAUUGUAAUUGGAUUACUGCCACCAGCAGCAUGGUUCACAUUCCGUUAUCAACAAGUUAAGGUUGUACGUGCUGCGAGUCCUGCAUUGUUGCGUGUUAUUGCAUUGGGUGCCUUUUUCAUCUAUUGUACGAACAUUGUAAUGUAUCCCAAUCCAAAUUUAUAUACGUGCACAGCACGUAUAUGGCUAAGAGAAAUUGGAUUUUCCCUAACAUAUGGAGCAUUAAUGCUGAAAACAUGGCGGAUAUCGGUGAUAUUUCGUGUGCGCUCUGCCAAAGCUGUUAAAAUAACGGAUGCUGCUCUGCUCAAACGUUUGGGUUGUAUAUGUGGCGCCAUAGGAACGUGUCUGCUGGUUCGCACCCUAGUCUCACCGCCCGAUGUGGUUGUGGGCCGAACGGCUGAUGAUCUGAAGGCAUUUUUAUGUAAAACCGAUUGGUGGGAUUACACAUUCACAUCAAUGGAGGUGGUGUUUUUGGCCUGGGGCGUUCGCCUGUGCAUCAUGGUACGCAAAGCUCCAUCAGAAUUCAAUGAGAGUCGUUUCAUCUCGAUGGCCAUCUAUAAUGAAUUCCUAUUGACCUGCUUCUUGAAUGUAUCCAUGCUCUUCCUGCAGUCUCCUGCCAAUCCAGAUUUAUUAUACAUCAUAUUUUUCUGUCAUACUCAAUUAACUAUAACUCUACUACUGGCCUUAAUAUUCGGCAGCAAGGUUUAUAUUGUCCUGCGUAGCGGUAAAUCACAUCAGGAGAACAUUGGUAUGGGGGCCAAGUCCUCGGGUGCCAAAUUUAACUUUCGCCCUCAAGUGCGGACUUUUGCUAAUCCCAGUUCAGUGACAACGUCCACCGUGCCUGUGGCAGCCACCACCUCGGCAGAAAAUAAACUAUCCGACCAGGAAGCAAUGGAGGAAAUACGCCAGCUCAGUGUGCAAUUGCAGCGUAUACAGGAAAUGGCGCCACCCAAAGGAGUAGCCGUGAUGACCAUCUCUAGUUUGUUGGAUGGUCUCAAGACCCCCGGCAGCAUGGUAAUGGUGGCUGCGGCAGCCUCUCAAGCAUUGGCCGGCAGCGGAGGAAAUCAAUUAACCGUGCGGCCCAACAAACCGGAAGCCUUGCCAUUGCUCUCAUUGAACAGCGAAAUGCAAAAAUACACACAAAUGCAGCAGCAACAACAACAACAAAAGGCAGCAACAAACAAUAAUGUCACGAGCACCACCACGGCCCCCAUACCAUCCACCAAGGUAACAAUGGCCACCCCCUCAGCGAUCAGUGUUGUGCAUGAGGAGAAAGCCAUUAAUACCGACCUAACAGGAAAUUGUGUGGCCGAAGCGGAGCUCAAACAUCAACAUAUCAUUUGCGACCGUUGCUACGAGCGCUGCAAGGGCAGUGAUGAUGACCAGCCCCAUGCCUGCCAUCAGUUUAGUCCACAUCACACUGCCAAAGCCGCAGGCUCUGCGGCUCCCCUCACCAAAUGCCAACUGUUGGGCUCACCACCUGCCGAGGGAGGUUUAACAUUUAAGGACAUUAAGCUCGAGUGCAUGUGCUCGCAGUCCGAUGACUUGGAUCAAGUGCCCACUCGAAGGGUGGCCAAAAGGACGGCAGCCACAAAUACUCCACCACCACCGACGGGUGGCAUGCGGGGUCGCAAACACAGCUCCCGACACUAUCGCCACAAAGAAGGCAGCAAGGCCUUAAGCAGCUCCAGUCUGCCGUGCGAUGAUGAGAGCAGCCAAAGCAUAACAGCCUUGGCCCUCACCCAUCAGCCCUCAAGUAGUUAUGUAAGCCAAAGACAACAACAGCAACAACAACAACAACAACAAAUUUGUGAUAAUUGUAAAAAUAAAUUUAAAAAUUUGAAAGGUGGCAAAACGGCCACCUCGAAACAGCAUAGAAAACUAAGUAGGCUAAGUUCCAAAUGCAGCAAACUGCUAAGCGACAUUGAGAAUUCGCAAAGGAUUGCCAAGGGUGCCACACCAACAACGACAGCCUCAUCGCAACAUUCUGCCGCCCCGGCAACAUUGCUGCAUCAGCAAUCAAGGCCUGUGGAGGGUGGCGAAACAAGUUCCAUGCAAAAACAAUACUCCACCGAUGACAUAGUGUUUUAUACCACCACAGAUUCAAGUUCAUCAUCCGAUCAGGACGAUGAUGAUGAUGAUGAGGACGAUGAUGAGCGGGACAACGAAGAUAGGGCUGCCGAUGCUGAUAUCGAUGAUGAUAAUGGAGAUUUUGGGCAAUGCCCAAGGCAUGUGAAAUCUCUGGGCGAGGAUUCCACCUCUAGUGUAUCGCAAAGCCGAAGCGAAUCCAAAGUCCAGCCCAACACCAAAGCAACUGAAGAACUGCCCGUAACAACAACCAUAUCAAAAUCCUUGGUUAAUAUAACUUCCAGCUCCAAGGCAACCCCCAGUGCAGUGGCGGCAAGUGUGGGUGACAGUAAUGCCAGCUCAGCCCUAGGAAAUGCCAAUAAUGCCUUAUUAGAGACCAAACCGAAAGCGGCGUCUACAUCUACGGCUGCAGCUUCCAGUACGCCACCCAUGCAGCAGCAGCAGCAGCAGCAACAACAGUCUCAAACUGCCAAUGGCAAUGGCAAGACCAAGAGGCCCGACAAAUUGGUUCUCAAUCUUAAUGAUCGCUCGAAAUUCACCAAAGAAGUUUCAGUCUGAGAGAGUUCAUUUGGCAAUGUUUGGUUUAAAUUGUUGUAAAUAUUUUUUUUUUCAAAUUCCAUAUAAAAGUUUUUUUAUUGAUUUAAAAUUUUUGUACAUAAUAGGAAUUCUAGACAAAAGGGAGGUAU
Stomoxys calcitrans (stable fly) is the source of this 6576-nucleotide messenger RNA. RefSeq lists its product as uncharacterized. Gene Ontology annotation, biological process: G protein-coupled receptor signaling pathway. Gene Ontology annotation, cellular component: membrane. The record is from RefSeq and is a predicted model, not a curated record. Lineage: Eukaryota; Metazoa; Arthropoda; Insecta; Diptera; Muscidae. Gene Ontology annotation, molecular function: G protein-coupled receptor activity. The transcript has 13 exons. The coding region runs from base 14 to 6448 and encodes 2144 amino acids.